AUGUUAACUGCAUCACCUCACAUAAAAUCAGAUAAACCAUAUCAAUAAAGUCCACAAUAUAAGAAACCUCAUCCAUAUAAUCCUGAGGCCAGUAUAUCUCUCAAGAACUCAAUCAACUUAAAAGGUAAAUAUUAAUAACUAUCAUUAAAGAUUUUUAAUUUAACGAAGAAUUAGAAUACUAUAAAAAUAGAUGUCUAGAUCUUGAAUAAUAUGCUAGACAUUUAAAAAAUGAAUUAGAUACAACAAUAAUUAAAUAUAGUAAAUAGGGAGCUUUGGAUGAAAAAGCUGAAUUAAUGAUUCAUUAGAAUUAAAUACUUAGCUAAGAUAUAGAUAAAUUAUAAAAGAAUUUUGCUUAAAAGAAGACUGAAUGUGAAUUAUGGAAGUCUAAAUAUGAACAACAACUCAAUAGUGCAGUUUAAUGUAUUUAAAUUUUAUAUAUAUUAUAGUAAAAGCCCAAUAUGAAUUAGAUUUACGUAAGCUAAGUAAUGAAUUAAAACUUUUAGAGGAAAGAAAUUCCAUAUUAGAAAAAGAGAGAUCUCAUGAGGUUGAGGCUACAAAAACUAAUUUUUCUAGUAAAUUUAUUUAAAAAUAUUUCAGUUUAAAAUGAACAAUAAAGACAUAGUUAUCUCCAUUAAAUAGAUUUAUUAGAAAAUUAAUUAAGAAAAUUAAGAGAAUAUGCUGAUAUAAGGGAUAAAGAAAUCUAUGAAUUAGAAACAAAAUUAACUAAAGUUUUAUAAGAUAGAGAGUAUGUAGAAACUAAAUUGCUUAAAGAUAAUGAUUUAUAUAGAACUAAACUAUAAGAACAAGAAAGAGACAAUUAAAUUGAAAUGAACAAUCUUAGAUAAAAAUUAGAUAUUUUGAAUUAAGGAUAGUUGGACAAUAUUAAAAAUUAAUAUAUGGCUUAAGCUGAAAUUUUAGAUGAUGAAAUUGAAAAAUUGAAAGGCCUUUUAGAAAUAAAAAAUGAAGAAAUUAAAACACUUAUAGAUUAAAACGAGAGAUUGAGAACUAAUUAUGAGAAAGAAAUAGAAACUAUUACUUUAUAAUUCCAUAUUUUAAAAGAAAAAAUGUUUGAAAAUGAAUAAAGAUUCUAAGAAGAGUCUUAAUAAAUGGAAAAUGAUUUAAGAAAUUAACAUUAAAUAGGAGUUGAAGCAUUAUAAUAACAUCAUUAAAAUUCAAAUUAAAUUCUUGAAAAUUAAAUUCUACAUUUAAAAGGAUAAGUUUUGGAAUAAACCAAAUAAUUAGAAGAAUUACAAAAAAUUAGAUAAUAAUUACUUUAAGCCAAUCUAUAAGAUCAAGAUAACGCUUAAAAUAUUAUCAAUAAUUUAAAGAAAGAAGUAAAUAUAAUUUAUCUAAUUUUUAGAUUUUAGAUUUAUAAAAUCGCUAUCAAGAUUAAAUUUAAAAAAAUUAUUAAGAUUAUGAUAUUUAAAAAAAAGAACUACUCAAUUACAAUUAAUAAUAAUAAGAAUAUAAUUUAUAGUUAUAAUAAUAGAUUUAAAAUUUAAAUUAGAUUAUAGAAUUAAAAGAAUCUUAAUAUGAAACUACACUUGUAUAAUUCAAGAAUAUGAAUGAUUAAUUAAUUGUAUUUUAAUUUUAUUAUCUUUAGAAUAAACUAAAUGAUUUGUACAGGGAAAAUGAACAAAUCAAAGCCAAAUUUAAUGUUACAAUUUCGGAAUUAGAAGAUUAAUUAAAUAGAUCAUUAAAAUAAAUUAAACAACAAGACAAUAAAUUAUAAUCAUUAUCAUCUACAUAUUAAAGAGAUAAAUAAAAUGCUGAUAGAUAAAUUAAUAAUUUGUAGAAUUAAAAUCGAUAAAAGGAAUUAUAAUUAGCUGAAUUAAAAGCUUAAUUGAAGGCUGCAUAAGAAAAUAUUGAAAAAAUUGAGAACGAAUUAUAAGAAACAAAAAAUACUUACUAAAGUUAAUUCGAAGAAUAAAAAUAUAAUUAUGAAUAAGAAAUAGAAUAAAUCUAAACUUAAUAAUAUGAAGAUUAAAUAAGUACCAAGAAAAAUUUCGAAGAAAAAGAAAAUUCAUUAAAUUAGGAACUUAUUCGAAUAAAAGGAGAUUUCCAUACUUAAAAAACAUUAAACUUAGAAAUGAAUUAAAAGUAAUUUAGUUUUAAUAUAGUUUUUAGAAUAGAUCAAUAUGGUUAAUAAAUCUAAAAUGCCGUUAACAGUUCUGAUGUUAUUAAACAAUACGAAAUUUUAUCCGAAAUCAAUUUAGUAAACAGAUUAAAAAAUUGA
Molecule: messenger RNA, 2236 nt
Organism: Paramecium sonneborni
Lineage: Eukaryota; Ciliophora; Oligohymenophorea; Peniculida; Parameciidae
Source: the annotation of a GenBank genome assembly